UGGAUCCGGAGCAAUGACAAAUCGCCUCGCCGCUGAGUAUAUGAGGCCAACCCAGCCGCUUCACACUCGCACCCCCGGGACCGCUCUCCUCGUCGCUGCCAAUCCCAUCCCCUCCCACCGAUUCUCGAGGAGCCGCAUCCAGCCAGCAUGUUUGUCUACAAGAGAGACGGCCGCACCGAAAAGGUUGCCUUCGACAAGAUCACCUCCCGCAUCACCAAGCUCUGCUAUGGCCUGGACAUGAACUUUGUCGAUCCUGUCCAGAUCUCCAUCAAGGUGGUCAGCGGAGUCUACCAGGGAGUCACCACCGUCGAGCUCGACAAUCUUGCCGCCGAGACCGCUGCCUAUUUGACCACCAAGCAUCCCGACUAUGCCAUCCUGGCCGCGCGUAUCGCCGUUUCCAACCUCCACAAGGAGACCAAGAAGCAGUUCAGCGCUGUUGUUGAGGAUCUCUACACUUACGUCAACCCUGCCACCGGCAAGCCAGCCCCGAUGAUCUCGCAAGAGACCUACGAGUGCAUCGUGAAGCAUGCCGACCGCUUGAACUCGGCCAUCAUUUACGAUCGCGACUUUAACUACAACUACUUUGGCUUCAAGACCCUGGAGCGUUCCUAUCUUCUCCGCAUCAAGGGCCGUGUUGCCGAGAGACCCCAGCACAUGCUCAUGAGAGUCGCUGUCGGCAUCCAUGGCGAGGAUAUCGAUGGCGCCAUCGAGACCUACAACCUGCUCUCCGAAAAGUACUUCACCCAUGCCUCUCCUACCCUGUUCUACGCCGGCACGCCUCGCCCCCAACUGUCGAGUUGCUUCCUUGUCGCCAUGCAGGAGGAUUCGAUCGAGGGUAUCUACGACACCCUCAAGACCUGCGCCCAGAUCUCCAAGAAUGCCGGCGGCAUCGGUCUGCACAUCCACAACAUCCGCGCCACAGGCUCCUACAUUGCUGGCACCAACGGCCAGUCCAACGGUAUCGUUCCGAUGCUCCGCGUCUUCAACAACACCGCGCGCUAUGUCGACCAGGGCGGCAACAAGCGUCCGGGCGCCUUUGCCAUCUACCUCGAGCCCUGGCACGCCGAUGUUUUUGAGUUCCUCGAUCUCAAGAAGAACACCGGCAAGGAGGAGACCCGUGCCCGCGAUCUCUUCUACGCGAUGUGGAUCUGCGAUCUGUUCAUGAAGCGCUGCGAGAAGAACGAAGACUGGUCUCUGUUCUGCCCGGCCGAGGCUCCCGGUCUUGCCGAUUGCUGGGGCGAGGAGUUUGAGGCCCUCUACACCAAGUACGAGAAGGAGGGCCGCGCUCGCAAGGUCGUCAAGGCCCAGAAGCUCUGGUAUGCCAUCCUUGAGUCUCAGACAGAGACCGGAACGCCCUACAUUCUGUACAAGGACUCGUGCAACCGCAAGUCCAACCAGCAGAACCUCGGCACCAUCAAGUGCAGCAACCUCUGCACCGAGAUUGUUGAGUACUCGGCCCCCGACGAAGUCGCCGUCUGCAAUCUGGCCUCGAUCGCGCUGCCUUCGUUCGUCGCGAACAAGGACACCUUUGACUUUGCCAAGCUGAGGGAGGUCACCCACGUUGUCGUCCGCAACCUCAACAAGAUCAUCGACAUCAACUUUUAUCCCGUCGAGCCGGCCAGAAGAUCCAACUUCCGCCACCGCCCUGUCGGCGUCGGUGUUCAGGGCCUCGCCGACACCUUCAUCAAGAUGCGCAUGCCGUUCGAGUCGCCCGAGGCCUCGACCCUGAACCAGCACAUCUUUGAGACCAUCUACUUUGCCGCCCUGGAGGCUUCUUGCGAGCUCGCCGAGAAGUACGGCCCCUACGAGACCUACCCCGGCUCGCCUGUGAGCAAGGGUAUCCUGCAGCACGACAUGUGGGGCGUCGAGCCCAGCUCUGGUCUCUGGGACUGGGACGCCCUCCGGGCCAAGAUUGCCACCUAUGGCGUUCGCAACAGCUUGCUGGUUGCCCCCAUGCCCACCGCCUCCACCUCGCAGAUCCUCGGCAACAACGAGUGCUUCGAGCCCUACACCAGCAACAUCUACCAGCGCCGUGUCUUGGCUGGCGAGUUCCAGGUCGUUAACCCGCAUCUGCUCAAGGAUCUUACUGAGCUGAACCUCUGGAACGACGGCAUGAAGAACCGCAUCAUCUCCGAGGGUGGAUCCAUCCAGAAGAUCGCCUCGAUCCCGGACGACAUCAAGGCCCUCUACAAGACCGUCUGGGAGAUCUCCCAGAAAAAAAUCAUCGACAUGGCCGCAGAUCGCGCUGCCUACAUCGACCAGUCCCAGUCGCUCAACAUUCACAUUGCCGAGCCCAACUACGGCAAGCUGACGUCGAUGCACUUCUACGGCUGGAAGAAGGGUCUCAAGACCGGUAUGUACUACCUGAGAACCCGCCCCGCCGCCGAUGCCAUCAAGUUCACUGUCGACCAGCAAGCCCUGAAGAAGGAUCUCGACACCGAGGCCGCCUCCCGCAAGACCAACGAGGACGCCGUCGCCUGCUCGAUCGACAACAAGGAUGCCUGUGUGAUGUGCUCUGGUUAGAUUAAUCGUGCGUAUGUUGUUCUGGCCAAAGCAAAGCCAAGCCAAGCUGGACGGAUGGGAUGGCCGAUCGAGCUUGUCCUCCCGCCCCGUCACUCUACCGCAAAGCCCAGUCUUGCUUCAGCGGACGCACUCCGCCCCAUUUAUGUCCCUGCUGUGCUCUUUCUUUCAUGCUCCUGCAUUCUUCUCGUGCCGGUCGUCCCUGCCGCAGCACACCUGGCUGCUCGGCGAUCGACCUGGCUUUUGUCGUUGCACUUUCUGUUUGCUCUGUAUGUGUCUUUUUGCGUUGCUCCAAUAAUAAACUGCUGUAAAAUACC
Polychytrium aggregatum is the source of this 2837-nucleotide messenger RNA. RefSeq names its product ribonucleotide reductase. Gene Ontology annotation, biological process: DNA replication; deoxyribonucleotide biosynthetic process. Bases 148 to 2523 code for a protein of 791 amino acids. Gene Ontology annotation, molecular function: ribonucleoside-diphosphate reductase activity, thioredoxin disulfide as acceptor; ATP binding. Gene Ontology annotation, cellular component: ribonucleoside-diphosphate reductase complex. Lineage: Eukaryota; Fungi; Chytridiomycota; Chytridiomycetes; Polychytriales. The record is from RefSeq and is a predicted model, not a curated record. The transcript has 8 exons.